AGGCGAUGCGUUUCUUUAAAAAUCAUGUUUAUGUCGUGUAUUUACCAACGGAAUGAUUGUUUUUACACUUAAAUUGAGUUCCGUUUGUAAAAGUUUUCCCCAUGGCUGUAAUUAUUAGAAGCAGGCUAACGUUGCACUGAGCGGCUCCAUAAAGAGGAAGAUGUCCACGGCUAACGUUAGCGAAGACCUCCGAGGGAAGUUUCCCCUGCAUGCCGCAGUGUGGGAGAAUGACUACAGGACGCUGGAGGAACAAAUAACGUUACCACAGAAUGACAUUGAGGCUGUGGAUCCCAGAGGUCGGACACCUCUGCACCUGGCUGUGUCGCUUGGGCACCUGGAAUCCGUAAGAGUCCUUCUGAGACACGGUGCUUCAGUGACUAAAGAAAACAGCAUGAAUUGGACAGUGCUACAGGAGGCAGUCAGCACCGGAGAUCCAGAGAUGGUUCAGUUAGUGCUUCAACGCAGAGACUACCUCAAAGCCUCCACUGCUCUGGGAGGAGUGCCUGAGCUGCUGUCAAAGAUCCGAGAGUCACCAGACUUCUAUAUGGAAAUGAAGUGGGAAUUCACCAGUUGGAUCCCUCUUCUGUCCCGGGUCUGUCCAAGUGAUGUUUGCCGCAUUUGGAAAAGUGGCGCCAGCCUGCGAGUGGAUGCCACUCUCCUAGGCUUUGAAAACAUGACUUGGAUCAGGGGGCGCAGAAGCUACAUCUUCAGAGGAGAUGAUUCAUGUGCAGAGUUGAUGGAGGUGAACCACGACGAUGAAGUAGUGGACACUGAACGCUUCAACAUAUCUCAAGAAAUGGAGGACGUCACGCUCGAGUCAAUGCAGCCAGCCGAACAGGAAGUUGCCAAAAGGUUAACCACUCCUAUUGUCAACACCUACUUGGACACCAAGGAUAUUGCUUUUGAGAGGAACAAGUCCGGGAUUUGGGGCUGGAGAGCUGACAAAACUGAAGUCGUCAAUGGAUUUGAAGCAAAGGUUUUCAGUGUGAACAAUGUAAAUGUGGUAAUCAGGACAAGGACAGAACAUCUUACAGAUGAAGAGAAAGCCCGGAUAAAAAGUGAAAGGAACAUCUUGGAGUCUCUGCUUGGGACUGUGGAGCAGCACAUAAGUGCACAAGGGGACCUGACUCUUGAGUAUGCAACUGCCACCAAUCCCACUGCCAUAACUCCUGAGGAAUACUUUGAUCCUGACUUUGACCUGGGGAACAGAGACAUCGGCCGACCCAUUGAACUAAGCAUUCGAACACAGAAGUUCAAAGGUACACUGUGGAUGAGUGAGGAACAUCCUCUGUCCCUGGUGGAGCAGGUGACCCCCAUUAUUGACCUCAUGGCUCGGACCAGUUCCCAUUUUGCACGGCUACGGGACUUUGUAACUCUGAAGUUUCCCCCUGGGUUCCCUGUUAAAAUAGAGAUUCCCCUGUUUCAUGUGCUGAAUGCCAGGAUUACAUUUGGUAAUGUCAAUAAAUGUAGUACAGAAGAGGAGGCGAAAUCAACGCCAGCAGCAACGCCAGCAGCAACGCCAGCAGCCACACCAACAUCCUCAGGAGAAGAUGAAGAAGCUGCAGCACUGCCUGUGUUUCAAGUGUGUCCUUCAGUGUUUGAAGUGCCCGCCAGUUACCACCGCAGAGGAGGCAGCAGACACACACCCAUGUCCAACAACGACGAGGAGCUUUUGCAGUACGCCAUCCAUCAGAGUCUGCUGGAGUCUCGCAGAGUGCCGGGCCAGGAGGGGAUUUGGGAAGACGCUGAUGGGGAAUUUACUGAUGUAAUGCCCAGUAGCCAGAGUGACAGGAGUAUCCCAGAGGGGGUGCUAGUGGAAUACGGAGACACCCCCAGCUCUGUCAGCUCCCCCUCUGCCUCAAGCCCCGACUCAGAGCUCCGCCUGGCCAUGGAGCUCUCUGCACGGGCCCAGGAGGAAGAGGACAGGUUGAGGAAGCAGGAGGAGGAGGAGCUGGAGAGGAUCUUGCAGCUAUCUCUCACUGAGAAGUAAAAGGAAUAAGAGGGAAAUAAUAAUACAACUUUUUCCAGAUCCAGAAGCAACCACCACACCUCAAGUUUUCCUUCCUAACCACUCUAGUCAUCUAUGCAACCGCAGAUUUCUUUCUAUAGCAGAUCAUUCUUGCACAGGCAAUAUCAGACUCUCGCCAUCCGAUAUUUUCCAAAAGGUAUUUUUGGUAAAAGCAUACUUGUUUAUAUAUAUUUCUAUCUCAGCAUAGUGUGUCUCCAUCCUCAAGCUUAGUUCAUUGACUCUUUCAGAUAAUUUUGGGUCGGUUCUACCUUUUUAUUUAUUUUCUAUCCAAAUCAUUCACAGCAGCAGCAACCCACGUGUGUUGAUCACAUUGUUGUUCAGAGUGGGGUCAAAUCAGUGUAAUUAAGGUCCUAUGAACAGAAUGACUACUCAAGGUGACUUCAUACAGUGCGACAACUCAAAUGUGGAAGGGAAACUUUGAUAUUUUUAAACCUGAGCCCUGUUUGCUUAUGGUUUGUAUCUCAGUGACUAAUGGAGCAACAGUUUUUGAAACUGGUCCAGUAUUGAGCAAGAUGUUUUUCCCACUGGUCACAUAGACACAAACGGGAGAAUGGGGACCAGGUUGACAAAUAGCAAAAUUACCUUUAAGGUCCAGAGCACUGUUGUUUUUGUUUUAUUUUCUUUCUUUUGUUGUUGUAGUCUUGGUACAUUUUGCCUCAGUUAUACUUUUUUUUAGAUGGGUAGAAUGAGCCUAGCACCAUAGAAAGCCACCAGUGCUGUGGACCUAAAGGGACAUAUUUGAGUGAUUUCACUGCAAAGUCUUCCUACAGUCAUUUUGUUAAGGACCAUGGGCUCACUGAAUAACGGACGUCUCAGGGUUCCAGUUUUACACAUUUUCCCUUCACUUUGGAAUUUGUGAAUCUAUCAGAAAUUGUAGCCUGGUAAAUGUUUUCUGGUGCAAAAUAAUAUCACUCAUGCAUAUCUGCCAUAUCAAUAUUAAUUCAGAACACUGAGUUAAUUGAGUCAUAGGUUCAUAAGUCCACUUUCUUGUACUUUGUGAAUGUACACUCUACAGAUGGGUAGACCUUAAAUCAGCUGCAUGGUAACGUAGUAUAUUUGCUGCAACAUGGGGGGGUUAACUUUCCUGGAUGGAUUUUUUUUUUAUGGAACAUUUUCUCAUAUUUCAUGGUGAGACAGGACGUAUUUUUAUUAACUGUCAAUAAGCAACUUCGAGCAUCGUCACCUCAGUUCAGAAACGCAGUAGCAGAGUCCAGUCUGUCUGUGGAUUUACAGCCGUCAUGCCAUUUAAAUGCAGUCACACAAACCGAUGCUGCGGAGAUUAUUCAGAUUCCUAAAGGCAGUCUGUCAGCCUUUUGUAGCCACGAACAACUCUUGACCUCUGAGCAGAAGAAAAGACAGCACAGACUCUUACGAUCAAGCAUGUCCGCCAUAUGUAGGAUUAGUUUCAUCAGCAUGUGCCAAGGGAUUGCUUUGCUCUGUCAACGCUGGGUGGGGACAAGAGGUGGAGAAGAUUUUAUGUGGUGCCACUUAGACUAAAACUUUUGA
Molecule: messenger RNA, 3535 nt
Organism: Epinephelus lanceolatus (giant grouper)
Lineage: Eukaryota; Metazoa; Chordata; Actinopteri; Perciformes; Serranidae
Gene: ankrd13a
Product: ankyrin repeat domain 13A
Cellular component (GO): cytoplasm
Molecular function (GO): protein binding
Source: RefSeq, a predicted model, not a curated record